This is a messenger RNA of Brassicogethes aeneus, 1135 nucleotides long. The record is from the annotation of a GenBank genome assembly. Lineage: Eukaryota; Metazoa; Arthropoda; Insecta; Coleoptera; Nitidulidae.
AUAAACGGUCAUCGGCGUUAGUGCAGGUGUGGUCAAAGAGGUGAUACAAACAAUCCAUGAGAGCUGCGAAGAAAACAUAACCAAAACUCUUACAAUAAAACAAAAGAUACGGGUUUACUAAUUGUUCUACAUUCAGCAACAGUUUGCAGUCGCAGAAGUGCUUCUUGGAAUACAAAAGAAAAGUCGUUUGUUUUCACUUUUUGUUUACGUUUGUGGUUUUAAAUGGUGGAAUACGACGAGGUAAACAGUGCAAUGAAAAAACGCUCAUUGGCGGGAAAUGUUGGCAUAGGCUUCUUUGUUAUUGCAUUUAUAACAAUUGCUGUGGCAUUUUCAACCCCCAGUUGGCUUGUCUCAGAUUACAGGAUAACAGGGGCAAAACUUGACAGAUUGGGAUUAUGGACACAUUGUUUUAGAUCCCUGCCGGAUCCCAAUAACAAUUAUAACCCCAAUAGAUUCUUUGUGGGAUGUAGAUGGAUAUAUGACCCAUUUACCACUGGGUAUGAUCAAAUUAGGGGGUUUUUGGUGCCCGGUUUCAUGGUAGCAACGCAAUUUUUCUUCACGUUUGCUUUCAUAGCCGCCCUAUUAUGUGCCAUUUUAACAUUGCUGUACUUCCUGUGUUGUGGGCCUGAUAUGAAGCAAUAUGUUCUACUGAUAAAACUGAAUGCCUGGAUAUCCCUGUUUGGCGGCCUAUCAGGUGGCAUUGCGGUAAUUGUUUUUGCUGCUUGCGCUAACAGAAAUGGCUGGAUGCCUGGUCACGAUAACAACUUCUUUGGUUGGUCGUUUAUUUUGGCCUGCAUUGGAGUUGUAGCAAUGUUGGUAGCUUCAACGUUAUUUUUCGUUGAUGGUUAUGUUCAACAGCGAAAGAAAGACAAUUUGAAGGGGUCACAGACAAGGUUUGAAAUGGAACACGAGUCAAGAGCUUAAAUUUAUCAAUUUUUGAAACUAAUCCGUCCAUAUGUACAAAGCCAUUUUGUAUUACUCCUAAUACUUAGUUUUAGGUUUCAUUACCAUGACAAACCAUUUUAUAAAAUAUAGAUUGUAUUUUUAAGUGUUCAUAGUUGUAAGUUUUUAGAAUUUUUUAUGUAUUGUCCAACAUUCCUUUUUUAAAUGUUUUAUGUUUUAUUUUUAACAAAAU